This is a messenger RNA of Symsagittifera roscoffensis, 3181 nucleotides long. Its product is annotated as cyclic AMP-dependent transcription factor ATF-6 beta-like. The record is from RefSeq and is a predicted model, not a curated record. Gene Ontology annotation, biological process: regulation of transcription by RNA polymerase II. The coding region runs from base 24 to 1724 and encodes 566 amino acids. Gene Ontology annotation, cellular component: nucleus; transcription regulator complex. Gene Ontology annotation, molecular function: DNA-binding transcription factor activity, RNA polymerase II-specific; RNA polymerase II cis-regulatory region sequence-specific DNA binding. Lineage: Eukaryota; Metazoa; Xenacoelomorpha; Acoela; Convolutidae. The transcript is spliced from 7 exons.
GUGAAUGUAUUGUUCGAUCGUGAAUGGCGGCGACCACCUCGACCGCAAGUCACGUACAGAUGACAUCACGAACAGCUAUAAAGAACAGAAGUUGUCAAUCACUCAGCUCCCACACCUCAGAUCUAGACUCGUGUGGUGAGUCAGACUCCGCAGAAAUUCCCUCAGUAGCAGUAAAAGCAGAAUACGAAGAGAAUAGGGGGGACGAGGAAACAGACGUGGGCAGCCCGAUCCAGAGUGCGCUUCUGCACAACUACACAAGAGCUGCAGGCAGGGAAGUGGGCAAUCUUUUCGUAGACACUAGCACAGUAACAUCCCAGUUGAGCCAGUCGUUAGUUACUGGAGGAGGGGUGGCUAACUCGGCGAUAGGUUUGCAUCUGGUGCAAGUUGGCAAUGGACAGCUAGCUCUGACGAUGCAGUCCUCCCCAUCCCCGUCUGUCUCUGCUGCUGCACACGCGCACCUCAUGGCAUCCUCCAAGUCACCCCCUAUGCCUCUGGGACAUCACAAUCCCCUCUCACCUGGCAACGCAGUCUCUAUCUCUCCCCCGCAGUCACUCUCGCUGGCCAAUUUUGUUUCCGGAUCACUUUCUGGCAUACCGGCAACAUCAGUGCCCAUCUCGACUAUCAGAAGCAAUCUACACCACCAUAUAUCUGCAAUGGUGCCCGCUGCUCAAACCCACCAUCUAACUCAUCCGCACCACCCCCACUCUCACCUGCACGGCCUAUCCUCCUCGAUCAGCGUGGCCUCUGCUGUAGCUGCUGCUUCUAGCAAUGCAUCCAAGCUCAUCACUUCGUUGCCCCUCCACAACCUCGACUCCUCCGCCGCAGCUGCUGUGGUGUCGUCCUCAAUGCUGCUCAACUCAAACAAGCUACUCCGCAAUUCUCCCACAGAGUCCCUCGGCUCAUCUUUCUUGUCCUCCGCUGGCGGAGUAAUGGGAGGAGUCGGGGAACUAGGUGUGGAUGUGUCCUCCUCCGGUGGGGGCCAUGGGAGCGACAAUCAGCACUCGAGUGACACCUCCCCCAUAUCAAAUAACGGGGGGUCACUCAAUCAGCUUCAGCAGCCCCCCAUAUCUCUAUCCUCGACCCCCCUUCCUCUCCCGCCACACAGCUCACAGCAGUCACACGUGUUGUCACAGUCCCACGAUAUCAAAGGCUACCUUCUGCAGGACUCCUCACUCAUCCCGCAGUCCAUGAACACAUUGUCUCUAUUCGCACCCCUUCCUCCGAAUUCAGUAUCGCCACUGCCGCAGCACUCUCUCCAAAUGGGCGGAGGGGGAAAUAACGGGGGCUCACACUCGGACGUGGGACAGUCCAAUGGACCUGAUGGGGCGAAGAAGCGAGAGAUGCGACUUUACAAGAACAGGGAAGCUGCUCGGGAGUGUCGUCGAAAGAAGAAAGAGUAUCUGCGCUGUCUGGAGAACAGAGUACAACUAUUAGAGAGUCAGAACAAAUCCCUCAUCGAGGAACUCCGGCUUCUGAAGGAACAUUAUCAGGCCAAAGAACACCAGCUGUACUCGACCUCAUCUGGAUCAUCCACCGCAACCACUGCCGCUGGAGCGUCAAGAGGAGCUGAGCAUCUCGAGGACACGUUGACGUCACGUGACAAUGGCGUUGUUCCGGUGUCGCCGCCACCCGCCAAGCAGUUGCAUCUCAUGGAGUCCUCGAAGGAGAUGUACGCCCAAAAUAGUCCUAUUGACGACGAUGAUGAGGACGACGACUCGACAUGAGAGCUAAAAUUUCCAAUUUAGUGUUUUGUUGUUGGCUCAGUUUUGUAGUUCCUUUCCUGUGUCAGACCAUGAGUUCGAUCUGGAACAGUUUACACUGAUAAUAUGCACAGCAAAAAAUGACGGAUUAUCAAGCUGAUUAUAAAAGUCCUAAAAAAAUCUGACACAGUUUCUAGCUUUGAGGCGCUUCAUUUUAGCAGAGUGCUGUUUUCUCGCCAAUUGCAAUUGAUCUCUGAGUGAAAUGUUAGCUGCCGUUCCAUCUUAGUACCUAAUAUUACUUCUAGAAGAAACUUGCCAAAACCUGUUGUGGAUCAAUGUGAAGAAAAUAUAUCUGAAAUGUGGUCAAGUUAAAGCAGCUCGCAGACACGCUUUCCCAGGUGGGUUCUCGGUUUCUUGGACCUAUUGAUGGUUAAAUUAAAUUGAAACCUGCAAAAUAUUAGCUUCUCGGUUCGUACGAGUGGCUGUUCAACUUCUCUAUUGCGAGCUGGUUGAUACUCCGAAAACAGUUUUUCCACUUAUCUGCACUAUCUAAAUGUUGCUAAAUGUUUUCUCAUCCGAUCUUCUGAAUAUUGCAAUGUCUCUUGUUCGCUCUGAAGAACUUGCAGGUCUGUUCUGCGUAUCGCAUAGCAGACUUGGCAUUUCUGGCUGAGCUCAAACUCCUCGUAACUGUCUAAUAAAUGUUCCUUUCUUUCUCGCGUAGCAUAGAAUUUAAUUGAUAAUCUUAGAAUACAAAUCAUACCAAAAGUGCAACUGUAAAAUAAUCAUGUAGUGUAUCUUGGCACAAGAAUAGCCGGUUGCUGCGUUAUUGGCCCAUAAUAAUCACUUGAAUUUUUUCGAAUCUGGUUUUAGUUCGUAAUUUCAACUUAUUUUUUCUCGGCACUCCGAAAACUUUCGAAAUUUCGAUAGAAUAACGACUGAAUUACUGCCACUCAACUGCCAUGUAAUGUUUAUUUGCUGUGCCUGACUUGAAAAUUAGACACUUGGAAUCUAAGUGCCUUUCCAUUUUGUCGGAACAGAAUUUAUUGGAAUUGGAAUAUUAAAGUUAAGGAAUCCCUCGAUUGCAUAAAGGAAUUAAUCGCAUCCCUGUGGUAUUCGAAUUUACCAGCAGUGUCACUUUUGCUGCUGAUUUGACCUUGUUUCUGUUUAUGAUAACUGUAGACGCUUUAGUACUUAUGUGCAUUGGUUAAUUACAUCAAUCCAUCUCCCGUCCUUAUCUGUUUCGAAUCACGUCCAAUCUUAAAUGUGUUUAGCCCUAGCUCAUUCGACCACACGGAAGCUUGAAAUCGAGAAAAAACUUAGUCUUUUUCUUGAUUUACAAGCAGUUUGGUGUGAAUGUUGAUCAAUGGAGCUAUUCUUAUCCUAUUUGUACGAACUUUUAUUUUAUUCGACCUGCAAAGUAGUAGAUUAUAUAUUUUUCACUUAUCUGUUGACCUUCAAAUCAAUUCAUAUUUCAAAAUCUA